UUCUCCUCCAAAUAUUCAACGCCGAAUAAUCUUGUUAAGGAUUGACAACUCUGGCCUAGUUUGAGCAGCAGCGAGCUUGUCUCAACUGGGGUUGUAUCGGCAACAACGAGAAGAAUUAUCCAUCCAGCUUCAGCCUUCAGACGGUUGAGUUCUGACUGAUUCAUAUAUAAUCAUAUUUAGCAUUUCAACAGGUUUGGAGCUCUUAAAAAUGGGAUGUCUAUCUUCAAAAUUGGUGACAAGAUCACUGAGUUUGAGGGAAGAGUUGAACCAGAGUUUUCAGAGGACAGCAAAUGGCAUCUCUGGUAGUGGCGGCGACGGUGAUCACUUCCAUGCUCUAGUUUGCCCUGCCAGUCUACCACCCAAUCAACUCCUAUCUGACAGUUUCUCUUCAGAACCAAAUACAUCCCACAAACCGGAUGUUUUUGAGCUCAUAAGAUACGAAUCCACCAGAAAAUGGGAAUUGACAACUAAUGCUGACAAAGAAGAGGAAGAACAAGUGGAACAUGCACCUUCAUUGCUUCCUAAAGCUAAAGAAUCCACUGGUGCUGCUGAUCUAGCUCGACGCUCCAAGAGUUGUCAUUAGUCUGAAGAUGAGCAUGAGAUGUUCUCUCUUGUUACAGCAAGAUACGAUGGAAACAAUAAGGGUAUUACACGUGCUAGGAGUAGGAGCUUCCAUACAGUAGAGGAAUAUGACGCAUUGGUUGAAAAACUCCGCUCAUCCAGGGCAAUGGCAGAUGCAAAGCAAAUCAGGUUUAGUAGCAAGGAAGAGAGUUCUUUGCAACUUCACCAUUUUAAGCAAUCACAAUCAGAGGAUGAAGCUCAAGUAGAAGAAAAGGGUGUCCUAUUUAGCUCAGGAACAGAAACCACAGUGGCUGGGACAAAAGAGGAACCACAUGUUGAAAAGGCUGAAACAAGCAUGUUUAAGGGGUCAAAGAGAAAGGUGAUUGCAAAUGGGCUAGAGUCGCUAGCAAUCCCAACCACCCUUGAAUUUCCAAGAGUUGCAAGCCUUAGGGAAUGGGUACAUGUUGGAGGACAAGUUUAUUCUCCAGGAGCUUACGUUACUCCAAAAUUUGGUAGCUAUGCUUUACCAAUAUCGGAACCAGAAAACAAAUGCAUUGAGGGCACUAUCUUUGAUCCAGAAUUAGUGGCUGCCUUUGAUGAAUGCAUGGAACAGCUUGAAGAGGAAGAGGAAACAAUUCUCAAACAAAUUGAAGAUAGUUUCGGCAAGGACAAGCAAGAGGAAGAGGAAAUUCAAUUCCACACAAAAGAACAGUGCAUGGAUUUGGCUCCACACCAAAAUGCAAAUUAACACCUCGCUUGAUUAAGCAUUUCAUUUAUUAAAUUCAUUACCAUGUUUAUGCAUUUAAGUUUUAAUGAUUCAUGAUUCUCCAGUAUCGCAAACUAAAGGCGGCAAAAAACUGGAUACCAAAGUGCCUCUUCAGCACUAUAUUUAAGGCAAAUCUGCCU
Molecule: messenger RNA, 1467 nt
Organism: Pistacia vera
Lineage: Eukaryota; Viridiplantae; Streptophyta; Magnoliopsida; Sapindales; Anacardiaceae
Exons: 2
Coding region: 602-1309 (235 amino acids)
Source: RefSeq, a predicted model, not a curated record